Messenger RNA from Topomyia yanbarensis, 486 nucleotides. Its product is annotated as anaphase-promoting complex subunit 13. The record is from RefSeq and is a predicted model, not a curated record. NCBI's taxonomy places the organism in Eukaryota, Metazoa, Arthropoda, Insecta, Diptera, Culicidae. Gene Ontology annotation, cellular component: anaphase-promoting complex. The transcript has 3 exons. Gene Ontology annotation, biological process: protein K11-linked ubiquitination. Bases 93 to 434 code for a protein of 113 amino acids.
CAAGCGGCACAUGUAUAUAUAACCUUCUGAUAUUUGAUAGUCACGUUGGUACGAUCUAUUGACGGCUUUGUCCGGGAUAGAUUGAAUAUUGUAUGGGAGUUUUCACGUUUUUCGAGGUCGAAGGAGUUGCACUUUUGAUUCAUCACACUUUCAUACUGUGCAGUUCGAUUUGGUGGGAACUGUGCAAUAUCAUGGAUAGCGAGCUGUUAUCGGACGGAUAUUUGAUCGAUUUGGUUGACAGCGAGUGGUUGACAGAUGAAUUACCCAAUGAUCAAAUAAUGGUUCCGUCUGAGAAACUACCCGAUCCUGAGGCAGAUAACGGUGAUUCACAUUUAACGCUGAAAGAACAGGAGCAGAAAUGGACCGAUCUUGCAUUGUCUUCGCUUGCUCCGGAGCUGUCUAUUUCAGAUCAGUUGAAUUUGAAUGGUGUUUAGAAGAAAAUAUAAUAUCCAUGAUUGAUAGGUAAUGAAUUACUUUGAAAAUGAA